ACUCUGGAAAUGCGACCGAUAUAGUAACACACCACAAUCCGAUAGACUUUCUUCCAUAUCAGAGAUUCAUCGUGGACUCCGACAAGAACACAGGACAGAAGACAACAAAAGAGCAUGUCCACUAGUGAAAUCGAAGUCAAUGAUGAUGACUUAUUUGUUCCCCGACAACCAUCCACCACCAUCACCGACACACCAUCCACCACCUAGUCAACUACUGUAUCCAGUCCGUGUCAUCAUGAAGCACUACUAUAUUUAUCCCAAGCCUCCGGGCCCCAGGAAAUCAAAACACGAUCAUCUCCGUGGAUUCUCCGACCGGCUCUUCCGUACGUGCUUUACUCGAAUGAUCUGCAGGGUGUGUGGAGGUUGUGGUUCACCUUCUCUUCUAUCCCGUCAUACCCUUAUGUCAAUGACAGUUCAUCAACUGCCUCCCCGAAUUCGCCUCCAGUCACUCACACACAUUCAUUCCCUCACCACAUCAUCGAGUUUUUCUUUCUUUCUUUCUUUCUUGCUUUCUUUCUUUCUUUCUUUCUUUCAACAUUUCACACUCGAACAAUACUUCCCCAGGGUAAGAUAGAUUCACACAACAGAGGAAGAGAUUCCUAAUUAUGGCAACACCCCCGGGGGUUCAUGGACCAGAACAAUAGAACCAUCAACUAACGAGAGAACACCAUCAACCAUCAACCUGGAACCAAAUCAU
Molecule: messenger RNA, 697 nt
Organism: Aspergillus fijiensis CBS 313.89
Lineage: Eukaryota; Fungi; Ascomycota; Eurotiomycetes; Eurotiales; Aspergillaceae
Exons: 1
Coding region: 140-574 (144 amino acids)
Source: RefSeq, a predicted model, not a curated record